GAGACACUCUGACAUUGACGUUCUUCGUUUUACAGCGUUUCGAGAGUGGUCUUUACAGACGAAGAAUCGAACAUUUUCCACUGUUCAUCUUCUUUGUUGGAAAUGAGUGAUGAAAAAGAUUCCAGCCAAGUCGAAGAAGAGGAGGUUGCCGAAGAUGGGGACCAAGAACUGUUUUCCUGCAAAUACUGCGAUUUUCAAACUCUUGAUGUCGACCACCUUGAUGAUCACAUCGUGAUACACGAGGAGGCUUUUUUGGAAGACGAACUCGACUCAGACGGUGAAAGCGAUGUCAGCGACAGUAGCUUCAAUCAAUCAAAGGAGUCUCCAGUCAAAUACAGCAUUAAACCAUCUAAACAAAAACUGCCUGCCUACUUCAAUGAAUAUGCUUCUCUUGCAAACAAGAAGGUUUUUGUUUGUGCAUAUUGCGGCUAUCAAACGAUGAAGAAAGCGGACUUGGACAGACAUGUAGAAAAUCAUCGAGAACCAGUGGAACUGCCUGUUUACACUUGCAGUGAAUGCCCUUACACAACGAGAAGGAAGUGCGAUAUGCCCAAACAUUUGUUAACUCAUUGUGAUGUCGGCACAGUUCCAAUGCAUAACUGUGACAAGUGCUCUUAUUCAACCAAGCGAAAAGGAGACCUGAGCAAACACAUGGUGCUACAUACUGAGGCAGCCACUCUUUACACAUGCGACCAAUGCGAUUAUUAUUCCAAAAGGCAAGGAGACUUGAAGAAACAUUUAGUCUGCCAUGGAUUGAAGCAAAACGAUUUGUUUCACUGCAGCGAGUGCGGCUACACCUCUAAAAGGUUGAAUGAUCUUCACAAACAUGUAGUGUUACAUUGCGACCGAACUGUAAAGGGGGCAUUCAAGUGUGUGAAGUGCGACUAUGCUAGUUUCGCGGGCAACGCUUUUGCUAAACACUUGCUCAGCAAAUGUACAUUAAUGAAGCUGCAAGUAGCUCUGUUCCAAAAAGAAGAUGGAGGACAAGAGUACGUUCUUUUGGAAAACAAUGACGGGGAGUCGUCGAAACGGAACAAAUCACAACAGAGCAACAAAAGAAGAGCAAUGGGAGAAUACCAGAGUGAGGCAAAAAGGCCAAACACCUCACAGUUUGUCAAUUAUAAAGACGCUCUUAUUGAAAAGAAGUUAAAUCAAGAAGACCCACUUGGGGCCAAUAAAGUUGUCACAUUUGUAACGUAUCAGGAUGAACAAACGGACCCGUAAAUAUCCGCAAAAAAAUCACAUGGAUUUCCAAAGAUUUGACAAAAAAUCAAAACGAAUGCUUAACGUAGAAUUGAUACUUUAACAAAGAAAUAAACACACUGUACAGUA
Molecule: messenger RNA, 1332 nt
Organism: Dendroctonus ponderosae (mountain pine beetle)
Lineage: Eukaryota; Metazoa; Arthropoda; Insecta; Coleoptera; Curculionidae
Product: zinc finger protein 335
Exons: 4
Coding region: 103-1224 (373 amino acids)
Biological process (GO): regulation of transcription by RNA polymerase II
Cellular component (GO): nucleus
Molecular function (GO): RNA polymerase II transcription regulatory region sequence-specific DNA binding; DNA-binding transcription factor activity, RNA polymerase II-specific
Source: RefSeq, a predicted model, not a curated record